AGAGAGAGAGAGAGAGAGAGAGAGUGAUAGACGAGCAGACCAGAGAGAGAUUACACUAAGGAGGGAGGACCUGUUGACAUAUAUCUCUCAAGUCAGCCAUGAGGAUCUCCUUCAGGACUGGAAACUACCUCAGAUAACCUGACACCACUGCAAACAAGCAUACAGUCAACGCUGGGGCACAUGGACCAUGACACAACCAGGAUGACUCCACUCUGAGACCCACCAAGAUGCACAGCUUUGGAAUUAUGAACCACAACUGUCUCAAUCAGCCUCCAGGAAGUUUUGUGGAGUGUGUAUGUCUAUCAUGAUGUGUUUUUGUUAUGACGAUCUGAUUGGAGGACUGACAGGUGGGAUGACUAAAGAGAGGCUGGAGGAACAGGCUCGUUAGUCUGUGCUGGUACCUAUUGUGAGCUGGCUGGAUCAACCUCGAGGGGGGCUCCCCUAGUAGCCAUGGCUGAGAUGGAGGAGUUCUCCCCCAUGUCCCCACGGCGCACCCCACGCCGGACCCCCCGUGUGCUGCGCCUGGACCCGGCCCUGCUCCAGCGGCGCGUGUUGGAGGACCAGGUGGAACUGUGGUGGUUCCGCGAGCCGCGGCGCUCCCUGCUCUGCUACUGCAUCUCAGUGUGCCUCGUCCUGGGCUUGGGGCUGGGCGGCGUAGGCCUCCUCUCCACCACCACCAGCCUGUCCGGGGAGUGGCGCCUAGGAGUGGGCACCAUGCUCUGCCUCCUAGCUCUGGCUGUCCUCCUCAAACAGCUCCUAAGCUCCGCUGUCCAGGAUAUGAAUUGCGUUCACAGCCGGAGGCGGAUAGAGUUAAUGAAGAGCGGUGGGAGGGCGGACCCGGUGGUCAUCAUUUUCACCGGGAUGGCUUUGGCACUCUGCGGAGGGGUUUUACUAUACAUGUCGCUGGCCAGCGGGCAUCAUGGGCCCGGGCAGCGCCACAGGGAUAUGUUCCUGUCCGGGGUGGUGCUACUGUGGGUAGGGGGCACCACCGGGUUGGCGGUGGCUGGGUACUUGCUGGUAGUGCACCUCCAGCAGAGGAGAGAGAGGAGGAUGUUGCAGAGGCGGAGGAGGGGAGGGAGAGGGUUACGGGGCAGGGCAGUUAGGGUGUUUACGGUCUCCUCUAGUAGAACUAGCCUCAUCUGAGAGUGCAGACCCGGGUCUUGUUCAUUAGGCACCAAACGGUGUUGCCCUAAUGAACACUACCCUUGGUUGAAAUAGUAUUUGUAUUUCUUUAAAAGACUUGAGCUGUGCUUGAUUGAGCUUGCCUGGCGCAAUGGGACCAGAGCCAUAGACACUGUAUACAUCCCAGGUCUGUUGAAGAGGAGAGGAAAACAAGUGAGGAGAGGAGAGCAGGAGGUGAAAAGAGGAGGGGAGAGGGAGGCAAGUUAGGAGAGGAGAGACGAGACGAGACUAGGGGACUUAAUAGAUAAAGGGACUUGAGGGGAGGGAAAGAUAGAAAAGGGGUGUCACCACUCACUCUCCCGGGUCUGUAACAGAGUCCUGUGUUUGUUGCUGGCACUGUGACUGCGUCAUCCUGUUGACUAAUGCCCAUUGCAGACCAUGCCCACUAUGCCAACUAUGGCAUUCACCACUGCUGUGUUGUGGGAACCAGGCUGUGCAGGGUGACACCAGCCCCACGGACCCCCAGGACCCUCAGUUACACUGGCCAUUGUUUCUAUCAGUGGCAGAAUGAGCGCUACACUGCCACCGUCACAAACAAGCCACUCGCAUUGGGGGAGACCCGACCAAGUCACAUUGUUCUAGUUCCUCUGUGUUGUUUUGACUCACUUGUCCUAUUUGAUGUUAUUAUAUUGACCCAAAUUUGGUAGUCUUAUCAGUGCUUAAUUUGUAAAUCGGAAGGUGCGGGAACAAUUUUUUUGCAUGAAAUCGGGUGACCUGGGAGGCUCAGAGGUACUGGAAAACAUGACAAAAUAGAUGCACCUUUAUAAUAAAGCAUAAUGUGCAUAUCGCCGCAUUCACCUAGUGGCAUAGAUUUGAGGCGCUUACAGAAGUUGCACACAUGGGCAGUGGUGGAAAAAGUACUCAAUUGUCAUACUUGAGUAAAAGUAAAGAUACCUUAAUGGAAAAUAACUCAAGCAAAAGUGAAAGUCACCCAGUAAAAUACUACUUGAGUAAAAGUAUUUGGUUUCCAAUAUAGUUAAGUAUCAAAAGCACAUUUAAUUGCUAAAAUAUACUUAAGUAUCAAAGUACAAGUCAUUUAAAAUUCCUUAUAUGAAGUAAAUCAGACGGCACCAUGUUCUUUUUUACAUUUGAAUUAACGGAUAGCCAGGGGCACACUCCAACACUCAGACAUUAUUUACAAACUAAGCAUUUGUGUUUAAUGAGUCUGCCAGAUCAGAGGCAGUAGGGAUGACAAGGGAUGUUCUCUUGAUAAGUGUGUGAAUUGGACCUGCUAAGCAUUCAAAAUGGACCUAGUACUUUUGGGUGUCAGGGAAAAUGUACGGAGUAAAAAGUACAUUAUUUUCUUUGGGAAUGUAGUGAAGUAAAAGUUGUCCAAAAUGUAAAUAGUAAAGUAAAGUACAGAUACCUAAAAAAACGACUUAAGUAGAACCCUUAGUAGCCUAGGGUCUGGGGAAAAUGUGCCCUUUUAUAAACGCAUUUCAUGCAACUCUACGUACUUUUACGACUGCAGACUUUGGAAGAAUAUUUUUUAAUACCACACAGAUGAUUGAAAUGACAGGCUGAUUGAAAUGGAACAAUUGACUUUCUAGCGGACCAAACUAAUGGACAGUACACUGUGUCCUGAGCCAGUUAUCACUUUGUUUUCACUGACAAACUGAGAAUCUGAAUUCAUUAAAAAACAACCUAGUCUUGAAUCCAUCAAUAGCCUAGGCCUAGAUGUGUGGAGACACAUAUUGUACAAUAUAAGGAAGAAAUUACGGUCCUAAAAUAGCUUUCCAGUUUCACUGAUUCACCCAAUGAUGUGCAACACACUCGUGGCAAAAGCCUAUCUGUUUCUUGUUAUACUUUGUAAAACAUUGUAAAACAAUGCUGUUCGCUCAAUAGACCUAUUUGGAAGUCGAUCAAAUAUUUUGUUAGCCUACGGACAGAUUAGUCUUCUCUUUUAAAUGGAGUAGUAUUCUGAAUUAUUUCAUGUAUUUCUGUACAGACAGCAGUAAUUCUAUAACUUUGGCAAAUGUAUUUCAAUGUAUCAGGGGUGCUGACUCUAUAAGGAAAAAUUGGCAUAGUAAAUAACUGAACAAAUAAAUGUGAUGAAGUGCAAUGCUGGAGAAAUGAGAGUUGCAGGAUCAUGUCUUUCAGAGCAGAGAGAGGGAGAGAGAUCAUAGAAAGUGACUCUCAUUCUAGUUCUGUGAGAGACAAGCGUGCUUUUCUCUCGCACCACAGCAACGGCCGUUCGUUGGGCUCAAAUAAAGGCUACAGUGUUGCGCAAACCUCAAUCAACUUUUUUUAGGGGACAGGAAAAUUAAUGGCAAGGCAACUCAAAUGGACUUUGAUCGCUUUUAUUCACAUUUUUACAUUGCAAACAGUGAAAGUUAUUUAUCGUGCCACAAAAGGUCCUGGAUCCUACCAAAUAGGUUUCCCUGAAAGGAACAGUCCAAAAAUUAGAGGUGCCGGAUCCUGUUCAAAUUAAGCACGGGUAGUUUUUCUAAUGAACAGUUAUGUGUAAAAACAAAUAAGACCAAACGCAGGGAUGGUUGCAAUGUCCAUAUUAGGACAGUCUCAGCAGCACUUCUUCUAAGCUGUCCUAAUAUGGACACCGCACACUUAUUUUGUAUGUACUGUAUCAGAUGAAUAUCAACAUUUUAACAAAUAUGAUGAUAUGGACUCAACAGCUACAGGUCAAUCUGUCUGUAUAGAUUGUAUAUUCUACUGUUUUUAGGUUAAUCUUUUCACCAUGAGACUUAUUGUCUUAAUUCUUCAUCAAUGAUGAUAAAGUGGCAAAGAAAAUUACUGAAAAUAUGUUUUUUUUUGUACAUUUCAAUAAUUUAUUACCAAGUAGAUUAUAAUAAAUGUAUCAAUAUCAAUGGUGACAUGGAAGUGUUGUUCAUUUUUAAGGAUUGACAAAACAACAUCACUUCAGCAUAGUGUUUGAUGGAUCUCGCAUCUUGAACAUAAUACCAUUUUUUACAUCAUAUAAAAAGUGUCAAAAGUCUACACAAAGUGCCUUCAGAAAGUAUUUAUACCUCUGGACUUAUUUCACAUGUUGAUUCAUUACAGCCUGAAUUCAAAAUGGAUUACAUUGAUAAAUUGUCACACCGAUCUAGACACAAUACCCCAUAAUAACAAAGUGAAAACAUGCGUUUAGAAAAGUUUGCACAUUUAUUGAAAAUAAAAUACAGAAAUAUCCAAUUUACAUAAGUAUUCACAGCCCUGAGUCAAUACAUGUUAGAAUGACAUUUGGAAGUGAUUACAGCUGUGAGUCUUUCUGGGUAAAUUUCGAGUUUUUCAUACCUGGAUUGUACAAUAUUUGCCCAUUUAUUAUUUUCAAGCUCUGACAAAUUGGUUGUUGAUCAUUACUAGACAACCAUUUUCAAGUCUUGCCAUUUUCAAGUCAAAACUGGAACUUGGCCACUCAGGAACAUUCACUGUCUCCUUGGUAAGCAACUCCAGUGCAGAUUUAGCCUUGUGUUUUAGGUUAUUGUCCUGCUGAAAGGUGACUCCAUCUCCCAGUGAAUGGCUCAAAGCAGACUGAACCAGGGAUUCCUCUAGGAUUUUGCCUGUGCUUACAGUUGGAGUCGGAAGUUUACAUACCCCUUAGCCAAAUACAUUUAAACUCAGUUUUUCACAAUUCCUGACAUUUAAUCCUAGUAAAAAUGUCCAUGUCUUAGGUCAGUUAGGAUCACCACUUUAUUUUAAGAAUGUGAAAUGUCAGAAUAAUAGUAGAGAGAAUUAUUUAUUUCAGCUUGUAUUUCUUUCAUCACAUUCUCAGUGGGUCAAAAGUUUACAUACACUCAAUUAUUAUUUGGUAGCAUUGCCUUUAAAUUGUUUAACUUGGGACAAAUGUUUCGGGUAGACUUUCACAAUCUUCCCUCAGUAAGAUGGGUGAAUUUUGGCCCAUUCCUCCUGACAGAGCUGGUGUAACUGAGUCAGGUUUGUAGGCCUCCUUGCUCGCACACGCUUUUUCAGUUCUGCCCACAAAUGUUCUAUGGAACAAGCUUUUACUUCCUGACUGAUGUCUUGAGAUGUUGCUUCAAUAUAUCCACGCAAUUUUCCUUUCUCAUGAAACCAUCUAUUUUGUGAAGUGCACCAGUCCUCAUCUCCUUCCUGAGCGGUAUGACGGCUGCAUGGUCCCAUGGUGUUGAUACUUGUGUACUAUUGUUUGUACAGAUGAACGUGGUACCUUCAUGCGUUUGGAAAUUGCUCCCAAGGAUGAACCAGACUUGUGGAGGUCUACAAUUUUUUUUCUGAGGUCUUGGCUGAUUUCUUUUCAUUUUCCCAUGAUGUCAAGCAAAGAGGCACUGAGUUUGAAGGUAAGCCUCAAAAUACAUCCACAGGUAACCCCUCCAAUUGCCUCAAAUGAUGUCAAUCAGCCUAUCAGAAGCUUCUAAUGCCAUGACAUCAUUUUCUGGAAUUUUCCAAGCUGUUUAAAGGCACAGUCAACUUAGUGUAUGUAAACUUCUGACCCACUUGAAUUGUGAUACAGUGAAUUAUAAGUGAAAUAAUUGGUCCGUAAACAAUUGUUGGAAAAAUUACUUGUGUCAUGCACAAAGUAGAUGUCCUAACCGACUAGCCAAAACUAUAAUUUGUUAACGAGAAAUUUGUGGAGUGGUUGAAAAACAAGUUGUAAUGACUCCAACCUAAGUGUAUGUAAACUUCUGACUUCAACUGUAGCUCCAUACCUUUUCUUUUUUGUCCUGAAAAACUCCCCAGUUCGUAAAGAUUACAAGCAUACCCAUAACAUGAUGCAGCCACCACUAUGCCCGAAAAUAUGGAGAGUGGUACUCAGUAAUGUGUUGUAUUGGAUUUGCCCCAAACAUAACUCUUUGUGUAUACAGGAAUAAAAGUGAAUUGCUUUGCCACAUUUUUUGCUGUAUUACUUUAGUGCCUUGUUGCAAACAGGAAGCAUGUUUUGAAAUAUUUUUAUUCUGUGCAGGCUUCUUUAUUUUCACUCUGUCAAUUAGGUUAGCAUUGUGUAUUAACUACAAUGUUGUUGAUCCAUCCUCAAUUUUCUCCUAUUAUAGCCAUUCAACUCAAUAACUGUUUUAAAUUCACCAUUGGCCUCAUGGUGAAAUCCCUGAGUGGUUUCCUUCCUCUCCGGAAACUGAGUUAGGAAGACCCCC
Molecule: messenger RNA, 6263 nt
Organism: Oncorhynchus keta (chum salmon)
Lineage: Eukaryota; Metazoa; Chordata; Actinopteri; Salmoniformes; Salmonidae
Product: transmembrane protein 125-like
Exons: 2
Coding region: 451-1143 (230 amino acids)
Source: RefSeq, a predicted model, not a curated record